Molecule: messenger RNA, 3294 nt
Organism: Yarrowia lipolytica CLIB122
Lineage: Eukaryota; Fungi; Ascomycota; Dipodascomycetes; Dipodascales
Biological process (GO): RNA export from nucleus; protein import into nucleus; post-transcriptional tethering of RNA polymerase II gene DNA at nuclear periphery
Cellular component (GO): nuclear pore cytoplasmic filaments; nuclear pore
Molecular function (GO): structural constituent of nuclear pore; RNA binding
Source: RefSeq, a predicted model, not a curated record
AUGUUCGGAAGCAGCAACACGACAUUUGGCGGCGGCUCGUCGUUCGGUAACAACAACAACUCGUCUGGCGGCGGUCUUUUCGGCAACACCAACAAUGCAUCUUCUGGAGGCGGAAUGUUUGGGGCUAAGCCAGCCACCAGCACUUUUGGUGGCGGUGGAUUUGGAGCCUCGAACACCAACACCUCCACCAAUGCGUUUGGGGCAGCUUCUUCAUCCCCCUUCGGCUCGUCUUCGACCCCUUCUCCUGGUCAAUGCCCCGGUACCACUCUUACUCCCUUUCAGCCGUUUACCGACAAGGAUACUGCCAACGGAAAGAUGAUGACCAACAUCUACGAGACCAUCACCAUGAUGCCUCAGUAUCGCACUUGGUCUCAGGAGGAGCUGCGGCUGGCUGAUUACCAACAGGGUAAGCAGUACGGCACUGCUGGCGCCACGGCCACCAACACCUUUGGGGCUGCCAACACCGCUUCUCCCUUUGGAUCUUCUUCCAACACCAACAACUCGCCGUUUGGAAACUCUUCCACUUCGGGUGGCAAUACUUUUGGUGGCGGGUUCGGCCAGAACAAACCCGCUACUGGGGGCCUGUUUGGAAGCUCCAACACCAACACUGGUGGUGGAUUUGGUACCUCGUCCACUUCUGGAGGCUUUGGCUCCAACACCACCAGCAACACUGGUGGAUUCGGCGGAUUCGGUCAGAACAACAACGCCACUAGCAACACCGGUGCAUUUGGGGCUGCCAAGCCCUCGCCCUUUGGUGGUACCUCGUCUUUCGGCAGUGGCAACACUGGUGGAGGCAUGUUCGGAAGCACCAACAACACCUCCAACACCACCAGUGGCUUCGGAGGUGGAUUCGGACAGAACAACGCUAACACCAACACCACUGGCGGUUUCGGCGGAGGAUUUGGCCAGAACAACACCACCAACAACUCUGGCGGAGGUCUGUUCGGUAACAAUAACACCACCAACAACACCUCGGGGGGAUUUGGCCAGACUUCCACCUCUACUGGCUUCGGUUUCGGUCAGAAUAAGCCUGCUACCACCAGUUUCGGCCAGACCAACAACACUGGGGGUGGUCUCUUUGGCAACACCAACACCAACACCAACACCAACACCGGCGGCGGAAUGUUUGGCCAGGCUAACAACAAUACCUCAGGUGGAGGGCUGUUUGGUCAGAACAAUAACACCAACAACAGCGGGGGAGGUCUGUUCGGUCAGACAAACAACACCAACACUACGAAUAACGCAUUUGGUGCGAACAACAACACUUCUGGAGGAGGCCUGUUUGGACAGAAGCCCGCAACUACCGGUUUCGGAGCAACCAACACAGGCACUACAACCGGCGGAGGACUGUUUGGCAACACUAACAACAACACUAACACCAAUACAGGCGGUGGAUUGUUCGGCAAUAAUAACAACACUAACACAAACACUGGUGGAGGUUUCGGAGGGUUUGGCCAGAACAACAACACUGCCAACACUGGGACCACCGGUGGCGGUUUGUUUGGCCAGAACAAACCUGCUACUGGAGGGCUGUUUGGCCAGAACACCACCACUCCUGCCUCGACCGGUACUACUGGAGGAGGCUUCUCGUUUGGCCAGAACAACAACAAUGCCUCUUCCAACACUGGAGCCACCGGAGGAGGCCUCUUCGGCCAGAACAAGCCUGCAACCGGCGGUCUUUUCGGAAACAACAGCUCAACCACCACUACCAACACCACUGGCGGAGGGCUGUUUGGAAACAACAACGCCGCCUCCAACACCUCUGCUACCACCGGUGGAGGUCUGUUUGGUGCCAAGCCUGCGACUACUGGAGGAGGUCUGUUUGGCAGCAACAACACCACCAACACCUCCAACACCGGAGGAGGUCUGUUUGGCAACAACAACGCUAACACCAGCAACACUGGCGGUGGAUUGUUCGGUAACAAUAACGCCAACAAUAACGCUAACACCUCUACUGGUGGCGGUCUGUUCGGCAACAACAAUGCCAUGAAUAACAAUAACAUGAACAACAUGGGUGCCAGAAACAACCAGACUCCUUCGCUCACGGCGUCCAUUGACCAGAACCCCUACUCGAACAACCCCUUGUUCUCUGGUCAGACUCCUCCUGCUCUGACCUCUUCUGGUUCCAACGGCACUGCCAAGGAUCCUCUGACCACCUCUCUAACCUCCAAGAGCGGAGCCAAGAGCGGCAACAACGGCGUAUCUUCUGCAUCUUACCUUUCGUCGUCUCGACCACUGUUCCAGCCUCGAAAGAAGACGUCUGCCAUUGCUUCCGAGCAUGUUGCGCACCAGCGAAACUACCCGGAGGACCGGUUUGAGCGAAUCUCUCUACCCGAGGUCGCCUCUGCUGGCAACACUUCUGUGUCUAGCGUGGGCAACACAUCUAUGUCCACGGCCAGCAAGCCUCGCCACUCUCUGUUCUCUCCCAAGACAGAUGAGUUCUUGCUGGGGUCGGACGCCUUUGUGCCUCGACGAGAGAUCCGAAAGCUGGUCAUUGACCGUUCUGGCGACGAGGCUGAGCUGCGACGUCUGACUCAGGGCGAGGACCCUGAGCUGGAGGAUCCUCACCAGCACCAAAACGUCCAUGAUACUCCUUCCAAGGCUCCUCUCAAAUCAUCUCUCAGUACUCCGAACAGCCAGCAGCGAAAGAAGUCAGUGUCUUUCUCUGCGGCUGGAGACAACUCCGUGUUAAAUGGUUUGAACGACCCUGACUCGCUUGAAAUGGCUCCCGUUUCUCAGUCAGGAACUCCUUCAUUCUUCCCCAAGUCUACGGCCUCUCCUAUUCACAAGGCUGUGUCUGUGGAGUCCUCCGCCACUGCUUCUCCCACUGCCACCCAAACUUCGGACGAGGAGAUUGUCGAUGAUCAGGGCUACUGGUUCUCUCCCCGACUCAUGGCUCUCAAGACCAUGACCACCGAACAGCUCAAGGCCGUGCCCAACUUUGUGGUGGGCCGAAAGGGCUUCGGUAAGAUCCAAUUCCUCGAGCCCGUGGAUCUGACUGCGGUUGAUCUGGACGAGAUCCCUAACAACGUCAUCACCUUCACCAAGCAAACUUGUAUCGUGUACAACGACGACCAGGAGCGGCCUCCUAUGGGCGAGGGUCUCAUGGUACCUUGCAAGAUAACUCUUUACAACUGCCGACCCAUCGCCAAGGACACAAAGAAACCCAUCACCGACCCCAAGCAUCCCUAUGCAAGACGAUGGAUUGCUCGUCUCGAGCAGCAGAAGAACACCCGAUUCAUCUCCUACGAUCUGGAGACUGGUACCUACGUGUUUGAGACUGACCACCCUUAA